Messenger RNA from Thamnophis elegans (Western terrestrial garter snake), 1944 nucleotides. RefSeq names its product PAS domain containing repressor 1 (gene PASD1). The coding region runs from base 16 to 1944 and encodes 642 amino acids. The record is from RefSeq and is a predicted model, not a curated record. Lineage: Eukaryota; Metazoa; Chordata; Lepidosauria; Squamata; Natricidae. Gene Ontology annotation, molecular function: protein dimerization activity; RNA polymerase II cis-regulatory region sequence-specific DNA binding; DNA-binding transcription factor activity, RNA polymerase II-specific. The transcript is spliced from 17 exons. Gene Ontology annotation, biological process: regulation of transcription by RNA polymerase II; circadian regulation of gene expression. Gene Ontology annotation, cellular component: nucleus; cytoplasm; CLOCK-BMAL transcription complex.
UCCUUAAACGAACUGAUGGACGAAGAUGAGAAGGACAGGGCAAAGAGGGCGUCCCGUAACAAAUCAGAGAAGAAAAGGAGAGAUCAGUUCAACGUCCUCAUUAAGGAACUGUGCACCAUGCUCCAAGGCCAUGGGCACCCGCUCAAGAUGGACAAGUCCACGAUCUUACAGAGGACUAUUGACUUUUUACAGAAGCAGAAAGAAAUCUCAGCCCAGACCGAAGCCUGUGAGAUUAGACAAGACUGGAAACCCACAUUUCUUACCAAUGAAGAAUUCACUCAGUUGAUGUUGGAGGCAUUAGACGGGUUUCUCAUUGCACUGACCACGGAUGGGAUCAUUAUUUAUGUAUCCGAUAGCGUCUCUUCGCUGCUUGGACAUUUACCGUCAGAUUUGGUGGACCAAAAUAUAUUAAAUUUCCUACCUGAGUGUGAACAGAACAACGUGUACAAGCUUCUUUCAGCCCACGUGCUCGUGACCUCUGAUUUUCUAAAUGCCGAAAAACAAAUGGAGUUUUGCUGCCACUUAGCCCGAGGAAACUUGGAUCCGAAUGAGGCCGUGACAUACGAAUAUGUCAAAUUUGUGGUGGAUUUCAAACAGUUUUCCCCUGCGCCUGCGUCAUCGUUCAACGGCUUCGAGCCUCCCGUGGCACGGGCGUUCCGGUCCGUCAGUGACACCCAGGUGUGUCUAGUUGCAACGGUCCGUCUCGUUACGCCACAGUUCUUGAAGGAACUUUGUAACAUGGAAGAAUCCUGUGAAGAAUUCACCUCACGGCACAGCCUGGAAUGGAAGUUCUUGUUUUUAGACCACAGAGCUCCACCAAUAAUUGGUUAUCUGCCCUUUGAGGUUCUUGGGACAUCUGGUUAUGAUUACUACCACGCAGAUGAUUUGGAACUUCUUGCUAGGUGCCAUGAACACCUGAUGCAGUUUGGCAAAGGCAAGUCUUGCUACUACAGAUUCUUGUCCAAGGGCCAGCAGUGGAUAUGGCUACAGACCCAUUAUUACAUCACCUACCACCAGUGGAACUCCAAACCCGAGUUCAUUGUGUGCAGCCACACAGUGGUUAGUUAUGCUGAGGUUCGAGCGGAAAGGAGACGGGACGUCGGCCUGGAGGAAUCUUCUAUCGAAUUGGCCUCUUCAUCCUUAAAGAGUCAAGGGGAUUAUAUCAACGCCCAACACUGCGUGUCCGCGAACCAAGAAGUCAGCCGUGAAGGAGUAUCUGUGUCUUCUCACAGCUCCUGCCCAUCUUCACACACAGCCCUCUCCGACUCCGCAUCCACGUCAUCCAUGCGGCACACCAGUACCAGCACUCCAACAAGACAAAGCUCAUCCCUGGGACAGCCAGACAAGGUCUCCUUACGGCUCGCCUCCGGCAGCAACACCCCGGGCAUCAUUCCUCCCUCCGACCAUCUUGUACCGCAUCACAUGACGCAGCCCACAGUCCCCGCGCCACAAACACUGAUGCCAGGCUACCACUUCCCAGCGCAAAUGGAGAUGAUGCACCAGCUGAAGGAGCAGCUGGAAGAACGGACGCGAAUCCUGCAAGCCGACAUCAAGACCCAGCAAGAGGAACUGCACGUAAUCAAGGAGCAACUGCAACUCGUCCACGACUCCAAUCUGCAGAUGUUCAUGCAACAGUCCAUGUCUGUGGUCUUCAGCACUGUGCCCUCCCAACAGAGCCCAAGGCAGCAACCAUCGGGAGCAACCAGGCCGGCUGCUUCCAAGAAGCCCCAACAGCAGCAAAGCCUCAUGGGAGCAAAGCAGUUUGGGGGUGCUCCCUCGGCCUCCCAGCCCCCCUUCCUCAGGGAGCCACGUGGCGCAUCAACCCAGUUUAAUCCUCUGUGGUUUCCCUACCCAACCCCACCUCAAGCCAUCUCUCGCCAUGAGGCGAAUUUCUCCCAGGUAAAACCACAUGGACAUAAUCGUGAUUCAAAAGAUCCAGAAUGA